CAAUCUGAUUUGAGUAAAUACAUCGAGAAGCAUCCGCGUGGAAUUCGAUUGCACAACGUCCGGCUGUUUCUGUAUCAACUACUCCGGGGUUUGGCCUAUUGUCACGAUCGGCACAUAUUGCAUCGGGAUUUGAAGCCACAAAACUUGCUGAUUUCGGCGAACGGGGAAUUGAAGUUGGCCGAUUUCGGAUUGGCUCGUGCCAAAUCGGUCCCCAGUCGAACUUAUAGUCACGAGGUGGUCACUUUGUGGUAUCGACCGCCCGAUGUCCUGCUCGGUUCGACCAGUUACACCGCUUCCUUGGAUAUCUGGUAA
Messenger RNA from Echinostoma caproni, 312 nucleotides. NCBI's taxonomy places the organism in Eukaryota, Metazoa, Platyhelminthes, Trematoda, Plagiorchiida, Echinostomatidae. The record is from the annotation of a GenBank genome assembly.